Aspergillus candidus is the source of this 3420-nucleotide messenger RNA. Its product is annotated as ATP-dependent Clp protease ATP-binding subunit. Gene Ontology annotation, cellular component: cytoplasm; cytosol. The transcript has a single exon. Gene Ontology annotation, molecular function: ATP binding; ATP hydrolysis activity. The record is from RefSeq and is a predicted model, not a curated record. Gene Ontology annotation, biological process: cellular response to heat. NCBI's taxonomy places the organism in Eukaryota, Fungi, Ascomycota, Eurotiomycetes, Eurotiales, Aspergillaceae. The coding region runs from base 419 to 3202 and encodes 927 amino acids.
CGUUUCUUCCCAUAAUUUCCCCCCUCGUGCUUUGAUCGUUGCAUAGUUGAUGAUGCUACUGUUAUUGUCCUCCAUGAUGUAUGAAGCGUACAAACGAAGCAGCUACUGUAGAACAGUGAUCAUCAUGGUAUAUCGAGAUGGAGCGCGAACCCGCUCACGUGAUCUCGAAAGGCCGCGGGGAUUCUGGAAGGCGGUGGAAGACACUCGUGUCGUCAUCCGCCUUCUCGAGUCUUUUCUACGCUGCCCAAUCUUGCCUAUAUCUUGCUGUCUCGUCCUCCAUCCUGGUCAAUCUGCAGACUCUUUAUCGAAGAAAUACUUUACAACCUUACACAUCAAAACUAUUCCAUAAUCACACAUCUCACACAACAGACUUGAGCACAAAAUCACUCCUCGUGAAUUCCACAAUCGUCGUUUCAUCAUGAACGGCGCUCAGUUCACUGAUAGAGCCAACAAGGCUCUGCUGGACUCCAGUGGUCUGGCCGAGCAAUACUCUCAUUCUCAGAUUCUCCCGAUCCAUCUGGCAGUGGCAUUACUAGACCCAUCGCCCGACGAGUCGAAAGAUCAACAAACCACAGUCCAUUCCUCUCACGAGUCCGCCAGCGCCUCCCUCUUCCGUCAGGUCAUUGAGCGUGCCCAUGGGGACCCCCAACUCCUGGAACGGGCGCUGAUGAAGCAGCUCGUCCGUUUCCCCAGCCAAGAUCCUCCCCCCGAAACCGUCGGGGUGUCGCCCGCCCUCGCCAAGGUCCUACGAUCGGCUACGGAGUUGUCCAAAACCCAGAAGGAUAGCUACGUGGCCGUAGACCACCUCAUCUUGGCGACCGCCCAGGACUCGCAGGUCCAGCGAUGCUUGGCCGACUCGAAUAUCCCGAACGUGAAACUCAUCGAAAACGCGGUCCAACAGAUCCGUGGCACAAAACGGGUGGACUCGAAGACGGCGGACUCGGAGGCCGAAAAUGAGAAUCUGAAAAAGUUCACAAUUGACAUGACGUCGUUGGCCCGCGAGGGUAAGAUCGAUCCCGUCAUCGGUCGUGAGGAGGAGAUCCGGCGGGUCAUCCGAAUUCUUAGCCGUCGGACAAAGAACAACCCCGUCCUCAUCGGCGAACCGGGUGUCGGAAAGACGACCAUCGUCGAAGGGCUGGCCCGUCGCAUGGUGAACGCCGACGUCCCGGCCAACCUGGCACAAUGCAAACUCCUCUCCCUGGACGUCGGAUCGCUGGUCGCGGGCAGCAAAUACCGCGGUGAAUUCGAAGAGCGCAUGAAGGGCGUCCUCAAGGAAAUUGAGGACUCCAAGGACAUGAUCGUUCUCUUCGUCGAUGAGAUUCACCUCCUCAUGGGCGCCGGUACCACCGGUGAGGGCGGCAUGGAUGCCGCGAACCUGCUGAAGCCCAUGCUCGCGCGAGGUCAGCUGCACUGUAUCGGUGCAACCACCUUGGGCGAAUAUCGCAAGUACAUUGAGAAGGACCAGGCCUUCGAGCGCCGCUUCCAACAGGUUCUCGUCAAAGAGCCCACCGUGUCUGAGACGGUCUCGAUUCUCCGUGGUUUGAAAGAGCGAUACGAAGUGCACCACGGUGUGAACAUCCUCGACUCCGCCAUCGUCGCGGCAGCCACGUUGGCGGCGCGAUAUCUCACGGCCCGUCGACUUCCCGAUUCCGCCGUCGAUCUGAUCGACGAGGCCGCGGCCGCCGUGCGGGUCACCCGCGAGUCCGAGCCCGAGGCUCUGGACACCCUGGAACGAAGACUGCGCCAGCUUCAGAUCGAAAUUCACGCGCUCGAGCGCGAAAAGGACGAUGCCUCCAAGGCUCGUUUGGAGGCGGCCAAGCAGGAAGCCGCCAAUGUCUCCGAGGAGCUACGCCCCAUGCGGGAGAAGUACGAGAGCGAGAAGAGCCGCAGCCGGUCCAUCCAAGACGCCAAGAUCAAGCUUGACAGCCUGAAGGUCAAGCGCGACGAGGCCGAGCGGUCCGGCGACACCGUAACGGCCGCCGACAUCGGGUACUACGCCAUCCCCGAGACCAAGACCCUCAUCGAGCGGCUGGAAGCCGACCGUGCCAAGGCGGAUGCCGAGAACCGGGCGCGGGCGGGCGAGGCAGGCGAGGCCCUGCUCGCCGACGCCGUCGGUCCGGAUCAGAUCAACGAGAUCGUGGCCCGGUGGACGGGCAUCCCGGUCACCCGGCUGAAGACCACUGAGAAGGACAAGCUGUUGAACAUGGAGCGGUAUCUGGCGAAGCAGGUCGUGGGCCAGAAGGAAGCCGUCACGUCGGUGUCGAACGCCAUCCGUCUCCAGCGAUCGGGAUUGAGCAAUCCGAACUCGCCGCCCAGCUUCCUGUUCUGCGGCCCGUCAGGUACGGGUAAGACCCUGCUCACCAAGGCCCUGGCGGAGUUCCUCUUCGACGACCCCAAGGCGAUGAUCCGGUUCGACAUGUCGGAAUAUCAAGAACGCCACUCCCUCAGCCGGAUGAUCGGCGCGCCUCCCGGCUACGUGGGUCAUGACGCGGGCGGCCAACUCACCGAGAGCCUUCGCCGCCGGCCCUUCUCGAUCCUGCUUUUCGACGAGGUCGAGAAGGCCGCCAAGGAGGUGCUCACCGUCCUGCUGCAGCUCAUGGACGACGGGCGCAUCACCGACGGCCAGGGGCGCAUCGUCGACGCGCGCAACUGCAUCGUGGUCAUGACGUCCAACCUAGGCGCCGAAUACCUCGCGCGCCCGACAACCAAGACAGGCCAGAUCGACCCGCAGACGCGUGAGCUCGUCAUGGGUGCCCUGCGCGACUACUUCCUGCCAGAAUUCCUCAACCGUAUCUCCAGUACCAUCGUGUUCAACCGUCUGACGAAGCGUGAAAUCCGCAAGAUCGUCGACCUGCGCCUCAGCGAGGUGCAGCACCGGCUGGACGAGAACGGACGCAAGGUGCAGAUCAAGUGCACCGAGGAGGUCAAGGAUUACCUUGGCGAGGCGGGAUACUCGCCUGCCUACGGUGCCCGGCCGCUGGCGCGGAUCAUCGAGCGCGAGGUGCUCAACCGGCUGGCGGUGCUCAUCCUGCGCGGGAACAUCCGCGAAAACGAGGAUGCGCAGGUCAUCAUGCGCGAUGGACAUAUCGAUGUGCUGCCGAACCACGACGUGCAGGUCGAAGACCAGGAUAUGCUAGACGAUGAGGAUGACGCGCUGGCGGAGAUGGAGGAUGAGGGAGGAGAUAUGGAUCUUUAUGAAUAGUGGAUUGCGGUAUGAUUAUGAUUCAUGAUUGAUGGGCGUUUCUUUGUCUUUUCUGGUUUUCUUUUCUUUUAAUCUUCCCUGUUGUACAUUUUUCUCUCUGUUGUUUGAAUUUUUGAGACUGCAGAUGUACGUUCGGCAUGACGCGAGCCUUGUUCAUACUUCCUCAAAUGUACACAUACAGCUAGAUUGACUGAAAAUAUUCAUUUAAUUUUACCUGA